Penicillium samsonianum is the source of this 2871-nucleotide messenger RNA. RefSeq lists its product as uncharacterized. Bases 1 to 2871 code for a protein of 956 amino acids. NCBI's taxonomy places the organism in Eukaryota, Fungi, Ascomycota, Eurotiomycetes, Eurotiales, Aspergillaceae. Gene Ontology annotation, molecular function: osmosensor activity. The record is from RefSeq and is a predicted model, not a curated record. Gene Ontology annotation, biological process: osmosensory signaling pathway via Sho1 osmosensor; hyperosmotic response; establishment of cell polarity. The transcript has a single exon. Gene Ontology annotation, cellular component: extracellular region; plasma membrane; cell surface.
AUGCGUCCCAACGCCAUCGCGAUUCUCAUGACCUUCCUCGCUGUAGGCGGGCUAGAGUGUACAGAAGCCCAUGGGGCCCCCGGGGCGCAGGUAGCUCAACCGAGUUGGUACUUUCCGCGGAUAUUCAAGAAAAUGGCCCGUAGUAAGGCCCAGUGGAACGAUGAUUCUGACCCUGGCUUGCUCGUAAACGGGGACUUCAACAACACGACCCUUACUCAGAUCUCUUCAUUGGUUACUCCAACUCCGAUGAGCUCGUCCGCGGCUCAGGCAUUGACUGUACAGGAAGUCGUUGCUGGGACCAUAUCUGUUGACCCUCAGGCUUCCGUGAUUACCCAACAUGUUACUGGUAGUACGACCGUCGGUGGUGGGUUGACCGCUACCCCCACCACAUACACCGAAAAUACGGAAGGUUUGAGCACCAAAAUCAACAUACAGAAGAGUCCCGAGGCCAUCCUUCUCACCGCGGAAAUCAUGGGCAAACAAGAAUCGGCCCUUGACCUGUCAAUGAAGGCUUCAACUAAGCCUGCUUCAGAUUAUUUGGCCACCACCUUCACUGACGGUCUCGAUGUCUUGGGCUCAAGCUUGGGCAUUGCUUUUAGUAGUUUACCCAGUAUCUUCACAUCUUCGUCUGUCCUGGCCUCCACAACUGAGUUAAUGGACAAGGGGCGGACUAUGUCCCCUUCUUGUCCAUCAACCAUUAGCGGCUCAGCCUCUACAAUGCCCUCUAUAGCUGGUUCCUCGAUUUCUUUGAGUACCGAAUUCAGCAAGGCUAGCAGCUCGAAUGGUGCAAGCUUAACUACUGCAGGCACGAGAUCGCAACAUCUUGGAGUUUUGGUUCUAAGUGACAAGGCUUUUGCUGGAGAUAGCACCCCUGCCACCUUGUCUUCUGAUACAUCUAAUCUGCAUAAUAUUCCAAGCAGCAUACCAACUUCCGCAACUAGGUCCCCGCCGAAGACUGCCGUUCCCAUUGCAGCGUCAAUUUCUCGUGAUCCGCUCAGUGGUCUUGCAUCUGGCGUUGAUACUAUAUCUGGUGAUACCCCAUCAAGAACUGACAGCACAGCCUUGGUUCCGAUCAUGCCGAUGCCUGAUAUGAGUCUUCUUACUGUCAAUUCGACUAGGCCCGCUCCUAUCCUGGGACCCGGGGUUAGCACAACUGCUAUUAUCCCGACCCCCGCCCGCGCCAUUGGAAAACCUCAUAUCCAGUACUCGGCUAGGUCGGAUAAUUUCUCUAUUGCCGCCUCUGAUACUGCCUCUAGCACUGCCUCUAGUACUGCCUCUAGUACUGCCUCUAGUACUGCCUCUAGUACUGCCUCUAGUACUGCCUCUAGUACUGCCUCUGAUACUGCCUCUAGUACUGCCUCUAGCACUGCCUCGAGUACUGUCUCUGAUCCUGACCCGAGUACUGCCUCUAGCACUGCCGCUAGUACUGGCUCGAGUACUGCCUCUGAUUCUGGCACUGGCACUGUCUCUAGCACUGGCUCGAGUACUGCCUCGAGUACUCCCUCUGAUCCUGGCUCGAGUACUGGCUCUAGCACUGCCGCUAGUACUAGCUCGAGUACUGCCGCUGAUACUGCCUCUGAUACUGUCUCUAGCACUGCCUCGAGUACUCCCUCUGAUCCUGGCUCGAGUACUGGCUCUAGCACUGCCGCUAGUACUGGUUCGAGUACUGCCUCUGAUUCUGGCACUGGCACUGUCUCUAGCACUGGCUCGAGUACUGCCUCUAGUACUCCCUCUGAUCCUGGCUCGAGUACUGCCUCUAGCACUGUCUCUAGCACUGCCUCGAGUACUACCUCUGAUCCUGGCCCUAGCACUGGCUCUAGCACUGUCUCUAGCACUGGCUCGAUUACUGUUAUCGGCUCUCACGAGACCCCCAAGACUCACACACCCACCUCUUACCCGUCUUUUACUUCUAUCCCUGUGUCGGACAGCUAUUUGAGAAUGUCCAAGAGCCCAGAGGAACCCCGGACCACGCAAAAUGAUGUAGCCACGCUUCUCACCUCCUCCAAUGACAACGACUGGAUGCCAUCUACCAUCCUAAUUAUGCCUAAGGUUACUCCCACUGAGGGCUCUACCUCCCGCCAGACCGAGGAACCCAAGGCGACAUCUCUCCCUGACUCUAUAAUUUUACCAAGUGGAGUUAGAAAGGCUCCAUCCAACUCGAUAUUACUUCAGCUGGGUUUUAACAGCCAGCUCCCAUGGUCAUUUGUCGUGAAUACCCCUUUGUCAUCAUCGCAAAUUCUCAGAUACACUCCUCAGGCCAUUGUGAAUGCUCUGCCAACUCUCUCUGCAGAUGAUACCCCAAUCAUGUUUGCUCUCCAGCCUUAUUACAACUGGCAGGCCACAGGCUACAACGCCACCCUUUCUAUAUUCUACUUCCCUCAAGAUAAGGUCGAUGCACUGAGAACUCUCAAAGUCAACCCCAACUCGGCUCUGUACAACCAGACUGCAGAACCUAUCCAGUCACUGAUGACCAUGAUCGACCAGACAAUCCCUCUCGAGUACUCUGGAAGCUACCCCAGCAGUGCCAAUAGUUCUACUAGUGGCGGCAGGGAUGGUGGUAGCUCGGACGGUAGCGAAAACACCAACAGUGAUGGCUCCGCCAGCAGCUCCAAGGCCAGUCCGAGCUCCAUUGCAAUAGGUGUCGGCGUUGUGGCUGGUGCCGCUGCUUACGGUGCCGGUAUGUUUUGGGUUGCCCGCCGCUACCACAAAAGAAAGCAGCUCCACCACAGCACAACCUCAGCAGUUGAGCAGACUGCGGGACCGGUGCUCGCUUCUGAUUGUAGUGUACCCAGUCAGGGCAGCCGCACAACUGCUCGCUCUCGGACGAUUAGCGCUCCGGCUAUGGCAGAGAACUCAUUAGGGUGGAGCUAG